AUGGUGAUCAUCGGUGGCGCACCAGCCAUAUACAAGUCCAAGUAUCAACGCAAGGUGGCUCUAAGCUCUGCUGAGGCAGAUUACAUGGCUUUAAGCCUGUGUACACAGGAAGUGUUGUGGGUUGGUGCGUUGCUCAAGGAUAUAGGUCACGAGCAAGUGGGAGCAUCGUGGGUCUGGGAAGACAAUCAAGGAGCAAUUGGGCUUUCCAGCAAUGCCGGCUACAAAGCCAGAACCAAGCUUGUUGACAUUCGUCACCACUUCAUCCGGGAGAAUGUGGCCCACGACAUCAUCGUGGUCAAGUACAUCUCCACCAUGGACCAGUCGGUCGACAUGCUGACGAAGGCUAUGGGGACCACGCGACUGAAAAAAUUGCUACAAGCAAGCAGCAUUGGACCCAAAGGGAUUUAG
Peronospora matthiolae is the source of this 408-nucleotide messenger RNA. NCBI's taxonomy places the organism in Eukaryota, Oomycota, Peronosporomycetes, Peronosporales, Peronosporaceae. The record is from the annotation of a GenBank genome assembly.